Messenger RNA from Plutella xylostella (diamondback moth), 1059 nucleotides. Its product is annotated as retinol dehydrogenase 12. The record is from RefSeq and is a predicted model, not a curated record. NCBI's taxonomy places the organism in Eukaryota, Metazoa, Arthropoda, Insecta, Lepidoptera, Plutellidae.
UCGUCGCGUCCACACUAGCCAUGUUGCUGCUAACUAUAAUAUCUUGGAUCGUGUCUAUUGCUUUGAAACUAUUCUUCUUCCUAGUACUCCUGCUUGUAGCCUUAAUUCUAGGUUACAGGUUUUUUUAUGAGCCAGUUAAGGGUGUGUGCGUGUGCAAGCGUGAUCUGAAGGGAAGGACUGUGGUAGUCACUGGAGGAAACUCCGGAAUAGGUCUGGAAACUGCUAGAGACUUAGCCAAGCGAGGGGCUAAAGUUAUAAUAGCUUGUCGAGAUGUCAAGAAAUCCGAAGACGCAGUCACAGACAUAAUCAACUCGACACAGAAUUCUAAAGUGAAAUUUAAACAAUUAGAUUUGUCAAAGUUUGAAAGCAUAAGACGGUUCGCGAAAGAUUUCAACGAAACUGAAGAAAGGCUUGAUAUUCUAGUCAACAACGCAGGCUGCGCGGGAGUCAAGAAGAAACCGACUGAAGAUGGCAUCGACACUGUCAUGCAAGUGAACUACUUCGGACCAUUCUUACUAACCAAUCUUCUACUAGACAAACUAAAGGCAUCCUCACCUAGCCGCAUAGUCAUUGUGUCUUCCUACGCACAUGUUAUGGCGAGACUCAACGUUGAAGAUUUAAAAGGACUUAAAACUAAAGGCUACUGGACUAGGUAUGCUAACAGCAAACUAUGCAAUGUGCUCUGGGCUAAAGCAUUGGCUAAGCAUCUUACAAAUGGAGUUACAGCGAAUGUCUUACACCCGGGAGUGGUCAAAACUGAUAUAUUCAAGCGAUUGCCAGAUGUGUACAGAGAUAUAGUGCUGAAGAUCAUAACUUUGGUAUUUAAGACUGCAAAAGAAGGUGCUCAGACGACUAUUCACCUUUGUGUCGCUCCAGAGUUAGUGAAUGCCACAGGCGGUUAUUACAGAGACUGUAAACCUGAAAAAGUAUCCAGUGUAGUGACUGAUGAGUUAGUUGAUAAAGUGUGGAAGGAGAGCCUUAAGAUUAUUCAGAACUAGAUUGUGUAGGACAAGUGUAUUAUGUGGCAUAAUAGAAGUGACAUGAAGAAAAUCCAUAACA